AUGGGGCCCAUCGAAGGGGAGGGCAUGCGCGCGACUAUGCUGCCUGCAUCCACAAGGCAAGCAACACGGAUCGACAGGUCACAAGGCACGAGAUACAAGUUCUCUGACGAAAAGAAAAUAGCGCUGUACAUAGCGCAACAAGGACAUCAAGGUCCUUUUGCUAUAACAUUGGUCCUUCGAGCCGGAUACACAGGUAUCGCAUACACAUUUCUUUAUUCUGAGGCCACGUGCAAGCGUAUAAGUCGCACACGACAAGUACUCAUAAGCUUUAUCUCAGGCAUAUACAUUGCGAGAGGCUUCCACGAAGUCCGCACGCAGAACGCCAUGAUAUCAGAGAGAGGGAAAGAAAGGAAAGUCGGGAAGAAGAACUAACACUCGCAAUGCCACAGUACUCCCCUUCCAGUGUAAACGUUAAGGAAAGAAAUACUGAUUAAAUUAUCGCUAGAACGAAAAUAACAGAAAAUAAAAUUAAAUGAAACAAACAGAAA
Messenger RNA from Acromyrmex echinatior (Panamanian leafcutter ant), 488 nucleotides. RefSeq lists its product as uncharacterized. The record is from RefSeq and is a predicted model, not a curated record. Lineage: Eukaryota; Metazoa; Arthropoda; Insecta; Hymenoptera; Formicidae.